AUGCAGGAUAGGGCCGGCAGAACAACACUCUAUCGCGCAGCAGCAGGAGGGCACGAUGAAACUGUUAAAAUACUGCUUAAUCACGGGGCGGAUGUCAGCAUUACCAAAUAUGGUAAGCCGGCGCUCUACAAAGCAUCAAAGAAGGGGCAUCUGAAAGUCGUUGAACUACUGUUUGAUCGUGGUGCUGAUGUCGAUCAAGAAACUAAAGAUGGCACAGCACUCCAAAUAGCAGCAGAGAAUGGACACGAGAAAGUUGUUGAAAUACUGCUCAAUCAUGGAGCCGAUAUCAACAUUACUGAAAUGGGCGAACCAGCACUUCUUAAAGCAUCAAAGAAUGGGCACCUGAAAGUUGUGGACAUAUUACUCGAUCACGGAGCCGAUAUCAACCAUCAAUACCAUGAAAAAACAGCGUUCAUAUUGGCAGUGCAAAAUUGGCGGCAGAAAGUCGUGGAACUACUGCUUGAUCGCGGUGCUCAUGUCAAUCAUGAAACUGUAAAUGGCACAGCACUACAGAUAGCGGCAGAAAGUGGACACCCCAAAAUUGUGGAAAUAUUACUUGAUCAUGGCGCCGACCCUAAUAUCCGAGGCUAUUUGCAUGACCGCACGGCACUCUAUGGAGCUGCAGAAAAUGGUCACCAGAGAGUUGUUGAGAUAAUGCUCAAUCAUGGGAGCGGCUCUAGGAUAGAAGACGAUGACGUCCACGCAGCACUUCAGGCAGCGGCAAAAAAUAAGCACAUGAAUAUUGUGGAGAUGCUAAAGAAGCAUACAAUGCCUGAUGCAAAAGACAGUUCUGUCGCGGGUGAAUCUUGA
Messenger RNA from Aspergillus bombycis, 810 nucleotides. RefSeq names its product ankyrin repeat domain-containing protein. The coding region runs from base 1 to 810 and encodes 269 amino acids. NCBI's taxonomy places the organism in Eukaryota, Fungi, Ascomycota, Eurotiomycetes, Eurotiales, Aspergillaceae. The record is from RefSeq and is a predicted model, not a curated record. The transcript has a single exon. Gene Ontology annotation, molecular function: protein binding.